AUGUCUACAGGAAGAAGUUCAACGCGCCCAUCACGACUUCAGUUUAAACUAAACUUUGUUUCAGCAGCGUCACAAAAAAUAAUUUCCACACCAGAGCUAAUAAAAAGGCUAAAGAACUUAUUUGGAGAAGUUUCCGUAAUGGAUCAAGAACAAGUUGACCUUGAUUCUUUAAAAGGCGUAACUCGUGACUUGAUUAACGCAAAUUUAAUAAGUCACAAAGAUCAGGGAGUAAAGGCUUAUGUGGCUUGUUGUAUAUCGGAUUUGCUGAGACUAUAUGCACCAGAUGCACCAUAUAAUGCCCGUGAACUCAAAAAUAUUGGUGAUAAAGAUGGUCCUUAUUUUGAUCUAUAUUUCCAUCUGCUUGAAAAUUUAGCAAGAGUUAAAAUAGUAUUGUUGAUAUUGGAUCUUCCAAAUUGUGAAGAACUCUUGAUUGAACUAUUCAGAGAUUUCUUUGAUAUAAUUAGGUCAGACAUGUCAAAUAUUGUUCAUUCACAUAUGGUGGACAUUCUUGAACAACUAAUUAAUGAAAGUGACGGGUUACCUCAAGAUAUGAUCGAUGUUAUACUUGCACAAUUUUUAAAGCAGCGAAAAGAUGAAAAUCCGACGGCUUAUCAAUUAGCCAGCGAAGUUUGCAAUCGCGCAACGGAUAAGUUACAGCGAUACGUUUGUCAGUAUUUUACAGAUGUUAUCGUUGAAGCUGAUAGAAAUGGGACAUCUACAGAAGAGCUGAAUGACUUCAAAACAGCUCAUGAUCUUAUCAAAGAGCUGAAUAGAGCUGCGCCUGGAUUAUUGUUAAAUGUCAUACCUCAAUUGGAGGAGGAAUUGAAA
Messenger RNA from Funneliformis caledonium, 828 nucleotides. The record is from the annotation of a GenBank genome assembly. NCBI's taxonomy places the organism in Eukaryota, Fungi, Glomeromycota, Glomeromycetes, Glomerales, Glomeraceae.